AUGUCAGGCGAUCAUGACUUCAAUGUCGAACAUACAAAAAAGAAGAAGGUAGCUUUCAUUGGUAUAUCUUCUUUAAUGAUGCUAGGAAUGGUUGUAGCCGUGACUAUAGGAAUAAAGGACACGGGCAAUGGAGGUAAGUAUAACGACGACGAUGAUGGCUUAGCGACGUCUUCCAAGGCGGCCCGAUCAGUAUGCCAUGUAGUUGAACAUCGCCAUGCUUGCGAGAGAACCCUUGCUCAUGUCCAUACAUCUGAUCCUAACAAGAUUGUUCAAACUACUUUUAAUGCAGCCGUGGUUAAGCUUGAGGGUGCCUUAGCUAAAUCUAGUUCCAUUAAGGUUAAAAAGGAUGAUCCUAGAACUGCAGGAGCAUUGGAAGCAUGUAAAGAAGCAAUGGAGUAUGCAAUUGGUGACCUUAAACGUUCAAUAGACCAAAUGGGUCAUUUUGAUAUUCGUAAGAGGGAUGAGUGUGUCGAGAACAUGAGGGUUUGGCUUAGUAGUUCCAUGACCUUCUUGGAAACUUGCAUCGAUGCGUUCGAAAAUACGACCGGAGAUGCCGAAGAGAAGAUGAAGUCAAUGUUAAAUGGUCCAAGAGAACUUACCUGUAAUAGCAUGGAUGUUGCAACUGAGCUCUAUACAAUUUUUAAGUCUUUGAAAAAUACAAAUACAAGUCAAGCUCACAAGCGAUCGCGUGCUGAAGAAAAAGGGAAAGUUAAUAAAGAAGGCGAGGCUCAACUUUGGGCGGAUUUAAGGGAGCGAAAACUACUUCAUGAACGUGGUGCGACUAUGAGGGCAGAUGUAAUAGUAUCUAAAGAUGGAAGCAGUAAAUUUAAAACUAUAACGGAGGCCUUGAAGGAAGCACCACAUAUAGAUGCAAAUAAAGUGGGAACCAUUGUAAAUAAAACAUUUGUGAUCUACAUCAAGGAAGGUACUUAUGAAGAAGAUGUUCGAGUAGAGGCAACAAUGUCGAAUGUUAUGUUCAUAGGUGAUGGACCGACUAAGACGAUAAUCACUGGGAAGAAGAGCUUUGCUGAUGGUUUUGCUCUCUAUAAAACUGCAACAAUUUCAAUAAUGGGAAGGAAAUUCAUAGCCAAGGAUAUAGGCUUUGAAAAUUCAGCAGGUGCAGAAAAGCACCAAGCAAUAGCUCUGUUGGUCCAAUCUGAUAUGUCAAUUUUCUAUAAUUGUCAUAUAAAUGGCUACCAUAACACAUUGUAUGCACAUAGCUAUCGACAAUUUUAUCGGCAUUGCACCAUUACAGGUACCAUUGAUUUUAUAUUUGGAAACGCAGCUGCGGUUUUUCAAAACACUAGGCUUGUCAUACGCAAGCCAUUAGAGGAUCAAGACUGCGUAAUAACAGCACAAGGUCGAUUAAACAUAAAAGGGCCAACAGGGUUCAUACUCCAAAAUUGUACCAUUAUGGCAGAUCCAUUGUACUACCCAUUACGCCAUAAGAACAAAGCCUUCUUAGGCCAACCUCGAAAGAAGUUUUCUCGAACAAUCAUCUUGCAAUCGUACUUGGCUGACUCAAUAGAUGCAGAAGGUUGGAAACAAUGGUCAGGAACAUUUGCAGAAGACACUUGCUAUUUUGCCGAGUUUGAAAAUAGAGGCCCUGGUGCAACAUUGACGGGGCGUGCUAAGUGGCAUGGGAUUAAGAAUAUUAGUAAACACGAGGCUGAUGGUUUUACUCCAGAAAAAUUUUAUGAUGGUAAUCGAUGGAUUCGUCCCACCGUAGUACCUUAUAUACCGGGGAUGGUGCCUAAAUAGAGAUAGCUAGAGGAAAAUAAAGUUGUGGUAAUGUAGAAGCUCAUGCACAUAUAGUUCUAGUUAAGUUUUAUGUGCAUAUGAACCGAGGAUUAUUGAUUAAAAAUGUAUAUGUUCUUCAAUUAAGAGGAUGCUUCUAGCAUAGUUCUUGACUACGAACGUCGAACGACUACGGACGACUACAAUAGG
Molecule: messenger RNA, 1947 nt
Organism: Chenopodium quinoa (quinoa)
Lineage: Eukaryota; Viridiplantae; Streptophyta; Magnoliopsida; Caryophyllales; Amaranthaceae
Product: putative pectinesterase/pectinesterase inhibitor 28
Exons: 4
Coding region: 1-1761 (586 amino acids)
Biological process (GO): cell wall modification
Molecular function (GO): pectinesterase inhibitor activity; pectinesterase activity
Source: RefSeq, a predicted model, not a curated record